Clonostachys solani is the source of this 1617-nucleotide messenger RNA. Lineage: Eukaryota; Fungi; Ascomycota; Sordariomycetes; Hypocreales; Bionectriaceae. The record is from the annotation of a GenBank genome assembly.
AUGUCACUUACUGCAGAUGAAAUCCCCAUCGCCGGGCCUACAUCGAUGACUAUUGCCCCAGGAUUACCACUCGGAGAUGAAUCACUGGUAUCAACAAUGAACUAUGCCAUUGGAUCAACGGGCUUCAUAAAAUACAGCCAAGCUGAGCAAGAGUUAAUCAGUCUCAUCCCAAGUCAGCGAGAUGCGGUCUUAAUCUGCACUCAUACAAUGGCGUGGGUCAUGGAUUUCGCCCAACCACCGGGUACGUUUUGGCGGCCCAAGGAGCCAAUCCCGAUCAGAUUACCGCACACGGUGGUGGGCUCCCAUAUUUUGAUUGUUGCACAGAUGCUGCUAUAUUUUGCCCUCUGUUUGCAACAGCUUCCUCCAGACUUUCAUAGCGCCGAUUUGGAUAUUGGAAAUCCGGAGGAUACGGCCCAGUCUUACAUCCAGGCAGUGACUCGUGUAGUAUUGGCGAAUGAUGAGCUGGCUUGCUCUGUUCAAGGAGUCGAAUGCCUUUCUCUACUAGGGAUGAUACACAUCAAUGAGUUUCAUAUUGGAAAGGCUUGGUCAAUAUUCAGGCGAGCUCUCGACCUUUUGCGUCUCCUAGGAUUCCAUUCAUGCUACUCUCCUUCAAACCAGGAUCACUCACUAGACCUUACAACACAACGACAUCUCUGGCUUUCUGCAGUCAUGGGAGAUUGUUACUGCAGCAUGCUUCUCGGAUUUGAAACUGCGAGCGGUGUCAAACCGUUCGCGGAUAUGAACAUGAGCGGUUCAGCAGGGGAGGACAUCAUCUACCACCAGCUAUGCAUCCUCUCCAUCCAACUCACGGGCUCCGAUCGUAUCGGUCCUGAGGGCAAGCUCCGCGAUACCUCGAUUCUGAACCAGGAGCUUGAAAAACUGGAGGGUUCAAUGCCUGAUUCGUGGUGGAAAGCGCCAAAGAUGCCUUUUUCUCGAUCUUUUGAAGCAGCCAGAGAUUAUGAGCGCCUUACUUGCCAGGUGUGGUUCCUCUUGCUGAGGCUGCUAACAAAUCUCCCUUUCAUCAAUGAGACGGGUUCAAACACGAAGGAGGGUGCUUUCAAAGAGCUUGCACUAGAAGCCGCGAGGAUUAUUCUUCACCGACACGAGCAGCUCGUUCACCGUGCUGGAAAUACCCAGCUUCAUUGUCGUGUGUUAGACAUAGGUAGCUUCAUUGCUGCGGCUACCAUUAUUCUGGCCCAUGCCACCGCAUCGGGGCCUGGUACACGACAAGGCUCUGAUAUGAUACUGGCCGAGGGCACUGCUGAUUCAUUCACUGCAAUCAGCCAAGACUGUCCGAGGGAAAAGGUCGCUAAGCAAGGCUCUGAGGCUCUCCGGGCGCUCCUGGCUGCGGGUAUGGUUCACAAAGAGGGCGAUGCAUCCUCGCACGCAAACGGUGUGCAAUCAAUCGAGCUCUAUCCAUCAACCGAUAGACAUGAUGGUGCUCGGGAAUUGUUGUCCAGGCUGUUUCGCAAACAUUUGGUCCACAGUCCAGAUGCCAUCGAUCUCAUUGACCAAGCACUCAAUCAGAAGACAACUGAGCCGCCGUUUCCCAUUUCCGAGACCAAUCUUCUCGAUUUUCUCUUAAGCGACGAAGAAACUCUCCCAGUGGCAACUUGA